AUGCCGCCGAACCUCGGGAACGGGACUGGCAUGCCUUGUUCUCCGUUGCAGACGACACUCUGGCUGCUGGGCCUCCUGGCUCUCGGCUUCAGCGAGGAAGCCGAGCAGCAGCAGCAGCAGCAGCAGCCGCCGCAGCAGGAGGCGGCGCCCGCGGCCCAGCAGGAGCCAAGGGCCGGGGACAAAAAGCAGGAGAAGCGCGGCCUCGGCGGCUGGGAGGGCAGCGACGGCUGGGCCGGCGACGCCUCGGCCUGGGGCGCCGGAGCCGGCGAGAGCUGGGCCAGCGCCAGCGCCGGCGCCGGCGAGGGCCUGAGCCUCGGCGAGGGCUGGGCCAGCGGCGGCAACCUCGGCGGCGACCUCGGCGGCUGGGGCCACGAGGAGCACUCCAAGAUCAAGGAGAUCAAGAUCGAGAAGAUCGUGAAGGUGCCGUACGUGGUGGAGAAGAAGGUGCCCUACCCGGUGGAGAAGCAGGUGCACUACGCGGUGAAGGUGCCGGUGCCGCAGCCCUACCCCGUGGAGAAGAAGAUCCCCGUGCCGGUGAAGGAGACGAUCAAGGUGCCGGUGCACGUGCCGCACCCCUACCCGGUGGAGAAGAAGGUCUACUACCCCGUGCACGUGCCCGUGGAGCGGCCGGUGCCGCACAAGGUCUACGUGCCGGCGCCCUACCCCGUCGAGAAGAAGAUCCACGUGCCCGUGAAGGUGCCCGUGCCGCAGCCCUUCCCCGUGGUCAAGCACGUGCCGGUGCCGCACAAGGUGGUCGAGCACGUGCCCCAGCCGUACCCCGUCUACAAGAACAUCCCGGUGCCCGUCAAAGUCAAGGUCGACCACCCCGUGCCCUACCCCGUCGACAAGCCCUACCCCGUGCACGUGGAGAAGAAGGUGCCCUACCCCGUCUACAAGAACGUGCCCGUGCCCGUGAAGGUGAAGGUCGACCACCCGGUGCCCUACCCGGUGGACAAGCCGGUGCCGUACCCGGUGAAGGUGCCGGUGCCCCAGCCGUAUCCCGUCAUCAAGAAGGUGCCGGUGCCCGUCGAGAAGGAGGUGCCCUACCCCGUAGAGGUGAAGGUCGAUCGGCCGGUGCCCGUCUACGUCGAGAAGAAGAUCCCCGUGACCAUCCCUAAGCACGUGCCGGUGCCGAUCAAGGUGCCCGUGCCCGUGCCCAUCCACCACCACCACCACGAGGAGAAGCACGAGGAGUGGCAGGAGCCGUCCCACGCCGACUGGUCCGACAAGGCUAGCGAGGGCGGCGAGUGGGCCGGGGCCGAGUCCGGGGCCGAGUCCGGGUCCGAGUCCGGGGCCGACUGGUCCGAGUAG
This is a messenger RNA of Phymastichus coffea, 1311 nucleotides long. RefSeq lists its product as uncharacterized. The record is from RefSeq and is a predicted model, not a curated record. Lineage: Eukaryota; Metazoa; Arthropoda; Insecta; Hymenoptera; Eulophidae. The transcript has a single exon. The coding region runs from base 1 to 1311 and encodes 436 amino acids.